Molecule: messenger RNA, 1885 nt
Organism: Styela clava
Lineage: Eukaryota; Metazoa; Chordata; Ascidiacea; Stolidobranchia; Styelidae
Source: RefSeq, a predicted model, not a curated record
CAAGCUAAAAUCUCAAGAUGAAAAUCAUCUUUAUCUUGUUCUACGCCAUCACUUCAACCUGGUGUCAAGAUGAAACAGUGUUCCACUGCUCUCCUAGACCCGGUUGUGAGAUAGCACGAUGUGACCCGGUUGCUAUAGGAUGGGACAGACCAGGUUUCAACAUUGAUGAACAUCUUCGUGACAAAGAAUUUCCAAUAACAUGCAAAUCUAAGAAACCGGCACAAACCCAGAAUACUGUCAACCUGUUUCAUUUGGUAUCAAGGAAUAUUUUAGAUAUCGAGAAUGUUAAGUUAGAUUUAAAAGAACUGGAAGAGGAUCUCAAUGAUAAAAUGAAAAACAUUAACGGUUUUGGAAAGGAAAUAUCUGAAAGUCGCAAGUAUCGGAACAAAAUUGAAGAACAAUCAAAAGAAUUUAACAAUCUCAAAAGAAAAGACACACAACAAUCUGAUGAAAUGAAGAAAUUGAAGGAAGAUUUGGUUGAAGUACAAGAAUUUAAUAGCAAGUUGUUAGAAGAAUUGAAUAAACAAAAGAAAACUAACGAUGAGAUGAAAGAAGCAAUUUCUCGGAUUGAACAAAAACUUGCUGUAACAGAGGAUCCUCAGCAACGUCAACCUAGAUCUAGCCAGAUCACCCGCCCAACAAUAAAUACUCAAACAACAUUGAAACCAACUAUUUCUCAAGAAAUCUGCAAAUUGAAGAUUGGAAAUGUUUGUUAUUUCGCUGUGAUCUCUGGUAAAGAUCGUGUCAAUUACUACCAAGCAGUUGAGCUCUGCAAGGAACGUAACGCAGAUGUUGGUUCGAUCCGAGAUGAAGAAUCAUACAAUGCGAUUAUGAAAUUUUUGAAGAGUAACAUUCCAAUGGAAGAUUCAUGGGUUUGGAUAUGGACAGGAAUCCACUUUGAUCCGAUUGUUAGUAACUUAUAGUUAUGCUAUUUAUACUCGUGUGAACAAAUAUGAAUGUGACAGUUUUGUUAAAGCCAGAAUACGCAGACAGUAUCAGUAUUCUUACGAUUACAUUGGAGAUUGUUUUUAGUCGUUAGGGUCAAAUUGAACAGUGUAAUAGUUUUGGACAAAUCGUCUCACCGCGUGAACUUGAAGUUUUAUUUCUAACACAUGAAAUACUAAAAAAACUACCCUACAAUUUACCAGACAUCCUGUAUAAUAUUUUGAAUUGUGGACGAUAAAUAUAGGGUUAUUUUUGAUAUCGAUUAGAAUGCACGAUCAUAUGAUGAAUGCCAUAUAUUCAAUAUUUUUUCAGACUAGUGACGUCACACCUGCGGAUUCAUUUAUUAAAUGGUAUCCAGGUAAUCCAUCUUCGGGAAUUGAUUAUAAGGAUCGUACAAAUGUUUAUCUUAGUGUUCAAUCCAAUCCGAAUGAUCUCUAUCAAGGGAUGUGGAAUGUUCAUCCUACCUGGGAGUAUCAUGGAGUUAUUUGUGAGAUCCUGAUCUAACGUCUUACUCGUUGCAUUUGCUCUCUCUUGAACCGUCAUAAGUAAAAUAUAAAUCAUAGAUCCAUCAUUUUAAAUUUAAAUAGCUACCACAGCAAUUAUUCGAUAACUUGAUUUGAUGUUCAAAACUCAUUAUUUGCUUGAUUGAAAUUUUGAAAUAUACUCACUCCACGUAAGCCAAUGAAUGAUUCCCAAUUUUUGUUUUAAAAUUUCCAACAUUGCAAAUUUUUUUUUUAGAAUACAGAUAUAUUUUACUAAUUACCCAUGAUCCAGAUUUCGGUGAAAGAUAAUGUUGCUUAUCUAACUACUUUGAGUUCAUAAAAUAUAAGUUUAUGUGAAAUUUGGAGAUGUGAAUGCUUAAUUUACGUAAUUGUGAAAAUUCUAGGAUAAAAACAUUAUAAGGUUGCUCCAUUCAUUUGAAAUAAAUUCAACUUCUGUG